This is a messenger RNA of Bufo gargarizans (Asiatic toad), 1403 nucleotides long. RefSeq names its product peroxisomal biogenesis factor 2 (gene PEX2). Gene Ontology annotation, biological process: protein import into peroxisome matrix. The transcript has 4 exons. The coding region runs from base 209 to 1129 and encodes 306 amino acids. Lineage: Eukaryota; Metazoa; Chordata; Amphibia; Anura; Bufonidae. Gene Ontology annotation, cellular component: peroxisomal membrane. The record is from RefSeq and is a predicted model, not a curated record. Gene Ontology annotation, molecular function: zinc ion binding.
UACAGGAAGCAGUGGUGACAGCUGCAGAGGUUGUUUAUGUCCUGGAGAUCAGUGCUGCUGCUUCCAUAUCUGUGAAAUCAGACACAGGAAGGGGAAACGUCGAAUGGCUGGUUUAUCGGAGGACAUACAUCAGCUGACGGGGCUGUUCCUGUAAAGACAGGGCCAUUACAUUUUUACAGUCUCAGUCCACGCUAUCAACAAAGUUGAAAUGGCCGUGGCUAAAAACAAUAUGGAAGACCUAAAUCCUGUACUAAGAAUUAGUCAACUGGAUGCCAUUGAGUUGAACAAGGCACUGGAGCAAUUGAUCUGGACUCAGUUUAACAGCUGUUUUCAGGGCUUCAAACCAGGACUUUUGAGUCGCUUUGAACCAGAGAUUAAAGCUUUUCUGUGGCUGUUUUUGUGGAGAUACACAGUCUACUCCAAGAAUGCCACCAUUGGCCAGGCGAUCCUGAACAUUCAUUACAAAAAUGACUUGUCUCAGACUCCGAAGUACCGGCCACUUAAUAAACAGCAGAAAGUAUGGUUCGCACUGUUAUCUGUGGGAGGCAAAUGGUUGGAGGAGAGGUCCUAUGACUUAUUCAGUAAUAACCCCUUUGGGUCUUCGUUUCAAAGGAUGAAGCAUUUGAUAAAUGUCUCUUCUGGGCUCAUCAAGGUUUUUGGGCUCCUGAAUUUCUUAAUUUUUCUACAGCAAGGAAAAUGUGCCACACUGACCGAACGAUUGCUAGGAAUCCGGUCUGUUUUCAACAGACCCCAAGACGUGCGGCAGGUUGGCUUUGAUUACAUGAACAGGGAGAUUUUGUGGCACGGAUUUGCAGAAUUUUUUAUUUUUCUCCUUCCCCUUAUCAAUACUCAAAAGCUAAAAAUGAAGCUGUUCUCUUGGUUCAAGCCGGUCAAAGGGCUGCGCCUUACCGACCCAUCACUAGCUAUCGUCUGCAAGGAGUGCUGCCUGUGUGGCGAAUGGCCCACCAUGCCUCAUACCAUCGGCUGCACUCACGUCUUUUGCUACUACUGCAUUAAAAGUAAUUACAUGGCCGACAUGUAUUUCACAUGUCCCAAGUGUAGUAUCCAAGUGCACAGCCUGCAGCCGCUGGAAUUCAAGAUUGAAAUUUCGGAGAUUCACACUUUGUAAGACGAUACAUGGAUGUCUAUUUAACCUCGCCAGAAAUGAAGAAUAAGUCUCUAAACCCAUAUCCUAACAGAUCUUCAUUAAUAGAAUGGAAGGGCGGACUGCCUAGUGACCAAGAGCCAUCAAACUGUGCCGCCUUUCUCAUCAGGCAUCUAAGGACCCACACCCAACUGAGGGAACGAGAGAAUUAUUUAUAGGGUUAACUAAAUUUGUUUAGCGACCCCCCCCUUAUAAUAUUCAUUGUACUGUGUUUAAAGGGGUUUUCUGCCUGCUGUCA